Neomonachus schauinslandi (Hawaiian monk seal) is the source of this 547-nucleotide messenger RNA. Its product is annotated as eukaryotic translation initiation factor 3 subunit F-like. Gene Ontology annotation, molecular function: translation initiation factor binding; translation initiation factor activity. The transcript has a single exon. NCBI's taxonomy places the organism in Eukaryota, Metazoa, Chordata, Mammalia, Carnivora, Phocidae. Gene Ontology annotation, cellular component: eukaryotic translation initiation factor 3 complex, eIF3m. Gene Ontology annotation, biological process: translational initiation. The record is from RefSeq and is a predicted model, not a curated record. Bases 1 to 393 code for a protein of 130 amino acids.
AUGGGGGUGAUGUUCACACCUCUGACAGUGAAAUAUGCAUAUUAUGACACCGAACGCAUUGGAGUUGACCUGAUCAUGAAGACCUGUUUUAGCCCCAACCGGGUGAUUGGGCUCUCAAGCGACUUGCAGCAAGAAGGAGGGGCAUCAGCUCACAUCCAGGAUGCCCUAAGCACAGUGUUGCAGUAUGCAGAGGAUGUGCUGUCUGGAAAGGUGUCAGCUGACAAUACUGUGGGCCGCUUCUUGAUGAGUCUGGUUAACCAAGUACCCAAGAUAGUUCCCGAUGACUUUGAGACUAUGCUCAACAGCAACAUCAAUGACCUGCUGAUGGUGACCUACCUGGCCAAUCUCACGCAGUCACAGAUUGCCCUCAAUGAGAAACUUGUAAACCUGUGAAUGGGCCCCACGCAGCACUCCUGCCAGUCUGGGCCACCCUAGGACUCAGAAUGGAGUGAAGUAGAAUGGUUUUCUUGUGGUUUGAGUCACACCGAGUCAGUCAACUGCUUGUGUCUCUAAAUAAAUAUAGCCUACCUUUUGUAAAUGAAAAAAA